Anastrepha ludens (Mexican fruit fly) is the source of this 411-nucleotide messenger RNA. RefSeq lists its product as uncharacterized. Bases 1 to 411 code for a protein of 136 amino acids. NCBI's taxonomy places the organism in Eukaryota, Metazoa, Arthropoda, Insecta, Diptera, Tephritidae. The transcript has 2 exons. The record is from RefSeq and is a predicted model, not a curated record.
AUGUUUAUCGACCAUCGAACGCUGACGGCAGAGCGCCCAGAAACUCAUGGCGACACCAACGACGAUGAUGACGACGACAACGGCGGCGACAAUAGCGGCAAGCUGCUGCUGCUGCUGCUGAAGCAUUCCACAUGCCACAUGCCUCACGCCAUGUUGCACAGAGUCAGCGCAAGCGAAUUUACAACAAAUUCUUUCCCUGCCAUGCAGCAUUGCAAAGCUCUGAGCAAGCGGCAGGCAGGCAGGCAGCAGCAACAACAACAACAACAGCAGUCCCAGAGCAAUCAUAAAAACAAUAGCAAUAACAAUGUUUAUGGCCAACAGCAGCCAAAGCAGAAGUGCCAACAACAAUCGUUAUUGUUACGAGCAGACAGCCACUACAGACAGCAAAAGGGUGCCACCAGUCAAACUUAA